AUGGGACACCAGCAGCUCUACUGGAGCCCUCCCAGGAAAUCCCGCCUGGGUUCCGGUUCUUGCCGCAUCUGCUCAAACCCUCGUUGUCUGAUCCGGAAAUACUGCCUCCACACAUUCCACCAGUGUUUCCAUCAGUGUGCAAAGGAUGGAGGCUCAGUGGGUUGGAUUAAGUGA
Molecule: messenger RNA, 174 nt
Organism: Lynx canadensis (Canada lynx)
Lineage: Eukaryota; Metazoa; Chordata; Mammalia; Carnivora; Felidae
Product: 40S ribosomal protein S29-like
Exons: 1
Coding region: 1-174 (57 amino acids)
Cellular component (GO): cytosolic small ribosomal subunit
Molecular function (GO): zinc ion binding; structural constituent of ribosome
Source: RefSeq, a predicted model, not a curated record